AUGCCUCUUCUACCGUCACGGUCGCGGCGUUCGCAUGAUGACUUCGACAGUGAUAAUGCUAGCGAUGACUCAUCAACGUCGAGCAAUCCUGCCCAUGCCUCAACAAGCCGGAAACGAGCACGGUUGAGUAAUGAGACAACUCUCACAUCACCCUCUCCUGAAUUACCCAAUGGAGAUGGAGACCCAAGGCUGUCUACAGCGUUACAGCAAGAGACGCUGCGAGCCAGAUCUUCAAGAAAGAAGCAUCAGCCAGGUUCUAUCGUCCGGGUCAAGCUUUCGAAUUUUGUGACUUACACCGCCGUCGAAUUCUUCCCGGGGCCAAGCUUGAACAUGGUGAUCGGGCCAAAUGGGACGGGCAAAAGCACACUCGUCUGUGCAAUAUGUUUAGGGCUAGGUUGGGAAACAAAACACCUUGGACGAGCUAAGGACCUCGGAGAUUUCGUCAAGCACGGUACUCGUGAGGCUUUGAUCGAGAUUGAACUUGCAAAAGAUGGUGUGAAGUUUAAGUCAAAUAUCGUCAUCCGAUGCUCUAUCAAACGAGAGGGAAACAAAUCGUCCUUCUCUGUGAAUGGCAAACCUCAGAAUAAGAAAUACGUGCUCAACCUUGCGCGAUCGCUCUCGAUACAAAUUGACAAUCUAUGUCAAUUCUUACCGCAAGAUAAAGUCGUGGAAUUUGCUGCCAUGACGCCAAUUGAACUUCUGCAUUCAACACAACGAGCUGUUGCCACUCAGGAAAUGAUUGAUACUCACGAGCAACUCAAAGAGUUUCGCAAAAAGCAGAAAGAGGUACAAACUAAAGUCGACGCAGAUCAAGACACUCUAAAUAAUCUUGAGGGUCGCCAACGUCUGCAAGAAGCCGAUGUAGAAAGGAUGCGGGAACGUGAGCAGGUUGUGAAGCACGUUGAGAUGUUGGAAUUAGCAAGACCCACAGUUGGAUAUCGCAUGGCGACAGAUAAAUUUCGAGCAGCUAAAGCUUCCCGACAAGAUGCUCAGGAAGAACUAAAGGAUUUGCAAGAAGAGAUAGAGCCAGCACUGCGAGCUGUGAAUGAAAAGAAAGGCUAUAAGAGGCAAGUAGAAGCGGUCAAUCAGCAAAGACGGGAAGCAGUGAAGACCUCGGAAGGCACCGCAGAUACAAUUUACAGCCAGUUUCGCGCCUCGCAAGACAAAUCACGCGAGAUAGACCAUGCCAUCCAGGCCGAGAAGGAUGCGGCAAAGAAGAAAAGGUCGGAAAUAUCAAGGAUCGAAGGCAUCGUCCAACAAUUGAAAGUCGAGCUUUCGCAUCGACCACCCGAUGUCGAUACUGCCGCAUACAAUGAAAAAUGUCGCGAAAAGCAAAGAAUUUGGGAAAAAGCUGAAACAGACAUCAAAGAAGCUCAACAGCAACAGCGUGAUAUAACCAGUCGAGGUCGAGAGUGCAAUCAACGGGCCGUUGCUGCUGAGGAAAGACUAAACGAUCUCGACUCCCAAGCUGGCAAACAGAAAAACAAACUUCACAUGUUAUCGCAAGAUACCGCAAGACUUUGGGACUGGGUGCAGCAGCAUCCUGAAGCGUUUGAAAAGCCAGUAUUUGGACCCCCGGUUGUCGAGUGCUCCAUUAAAGAUCCCAAAUACGUGGAUAUGAUCGAAGCGCUCUUCCAGAGAAAUAUACUUCUUUCUUUUACCGUACAAACGCGCAAUGACGGCGCGACUUUGUCAAGGAUUGCCCAUGAUCGUUUGAACCUCGCGGAGGUCAACUUCAAGACCGUAGUCUUCGAACUAGGGCACUUCAAAUCGCUUGAAUUAGAAGCGGAUGAGAUGCGGCGCUACGGCUUUGAUAGUUGGGCAAUGGGUCAUAUAAGUGGCCCAGAACCUCUCCUGGCCAUGCUCUGCGGAGAAAUGAAGGUUCACGAAACGGCAGUAGCACUCAGAGACUCAACCCCACAGCAAUUUGAAGCAAUCAAAAACAGCGCAGUCUCAAACUGGGUGACACCAAAAGCCACUUACAGGAUUGCUCGUAGAAAGGAGUAUGGUCCUGACGCUACGUCAACACAGUCAAAAUCCUUCAGGCCCGCGAGAGUAUGGACAGACCAGCCCGUGGAUUUGACGGCGAAAAGAGAGCUGCAAGAAAAGAUCAGUGAUGCAAAGGAAGAGCUGGCUGGAUACCGGACCCAGCUUGAUGAGGUAAAAGCUAAGAUGAGCGAGUGGCAAGAUGUGUACCGUACUAACAAAGCGGAAGCUAAAGAUUUAUCCGAGGAGAAGGCCACGAAGCAGAAAGCUUUAGCAGACUUCAAAGGCUUGCCAACAAAGAUUGAGGGCCAUGAAACAAAGUUGGUGUCACUUCGAGAACAGUUGAAUGGUCUGUCGGACCAACUGCAUGGAUUUAGCGAGAAGCAAAACGAUCUCGCAAUGGAUCGUGCACGCUUAGCUGUCAAGUACUCUGAUGCCGUUGCAUCACUUCGAGCGGCUCAUCAAUCCCUGCAUGAAGUGGAACUUGUCCUCAUCGAAGCAAGUUCGGACCUGAAAAUCUUGGAAGACCGCAACAGAUCUGUCGUGGAACUUCUAAACUCAAAGAGAACACAGAUUGAUGAACUCAACGAUGUGGUUAAAGACUCAAGCAAUGUAGCCAAGCGUUUUCUCAAUAAGGUUCAGCAAUUGCUCAGAAAGGAUGAUCAAGAGGAAGGACCGCUCCGUGCAUUCCUUCAAACGCUUCGGCCUGAGCAGACAGUGGAGGAAUUGGAGGAGGACAUACAGAGUGAAAGAGCGCGUCUAGAGCUUAUGCACGAAGGAAAUGGCAACACUAUCCGAGAAUUUGAAACCCGACAAAAGAAGAUCGAGGCUCUCACCGCCCAACUGACGGAAGAAAAUCAUGCCUUUGCCGAAUUAAGCAUGCACAUCGACCAGCUAAGGAGCCAAUGGGAGCCUGAGCUCGAUCGUCUUGUCAAGAGGAUUUCGGAUUCGUUUUCUUACAAUAUGGAACAGAUCAGCUGUGUUGGAGAGGUCGCUGUCGGAAAGGAAGAAGACUUUGACGAGUGGAGCAUUCUGAUUCGAGUCAAAUUCAGAGAAAACGAACCCCUAUCAACACUCAACUCUCACCGCCAGUCCGGUGGCGAGCGCGCGGUCUCCACAAUCUUCUACCUUAUGUCCCUCCAAUCUCUCACACCCUCUCCCUUCCGCGUCGUUGACGAGAUCAACCAGGGUAUGGAUCCACGCAAUGAGCGCCUGGUUCACAAACGUAUGGUCGACAUCGCUUGUGGCAUUACCCCCGUAGGCCCCCACUCCUCCAGUGACGAAGAUGAUGAAGGUGGCGAGCACCAAGGAAGCCAGUACUUCCUCAUCACGCCCAAGUUGCUGCAGGAUCUCGAGUACGCAAGGGGUAUGCAAGUGCUCUGUAUUGCGAGUGGAGAAUAUAUGGAGCAGUACCAGGAGACGAAGGUGGAUUUUAGGUCGUGUGUGGAUAGGAGAAAGAGCUUGAUGGGAGUUGGUGGGACAGGGGUGGGGAGGGUUGGUGUUGCUGCUGGAUGA
This is a messenger RNA of Bacidia gigantensis, 3501 nucleotides long. RefSeq lists its product as uncharacterized. Gene Ontology annotation, biological process: double-strand break repair via homologous recombination. The transcript has 6 exons. Bases 1 to 3501 code for a protein of 1166 amino acids. Gene Ontology annotation, cellular component: Smc5-Smc6 complex. Lineage: Eukaryota; Fungi; Ascomycota; Lecanoromycetes; Lecanorales; Ramalinaceae. The record is from RefSeq and is a predicted model, not a curated record. Gene Ontology annotation, molecular function: ATP hydrolysis activity; ATP binding.